AUGUUCAACCCACGUCAUGACUGGUGUGGCCAUCAAGACUUAAUCCGACUUCACACUGUGGGUCUGGAGGGCUAUGAUGCCGUCGCCUACUACGAUGCGGACUGCGAAUUUCAGGGCGACAUUUUACCAGUCCUUCGAUGUGCCGCGACAGGCAAGUUUCUCAGCACCAACGGCGGUGUCGGAGAAGCACUCAAUAUUGGAUUCAUUGCCCUUCGGCCGAGCGCGAAGCUCUUAGAGGCUGCGUUGAUCUUUGCCCGAACCAACAACUUCACCGUGAAAGAUGGUUGGGGCCACACUGGAUGGAAGCCUUGUGGUGGCUACUACGUGGGCGGUGAGUGCGGGCAAGGUUUCUUCUACAGCCUCUACUACUCCAACAGCAAGGCUGCACAGAAGGCCUUGGAAACAGCUGGUGCGGACAAGAACAUCUUUGAAGCUGCACAGAUCGACCGAUGCUUGUGGAACUACCAGACCAGCUAUCAGUGCAGGCAAGACUUUGACUGUGAGCGUGUGCGGGUGCAUCACAAGCCGACCAAGGAACGUGGAACCGACCGGAAUGAGUGCGAGAAGCUCAAGUACCGGCAGCGCCGAAAGGAGCUGGCGAAGAAGAAGCGGGAUGCCCGUGCACCACCCAGCGCGGCAGAGCUGCAAGCCGCCAAAGAAGGAACCUUGCUCCGGCACUUUGCCGGGAUGUGCGUACGGUCCAACGAUGUGGAUGGCCUGUUGCUUCUGCAAGAAUGCGACUCCGAGCCGCAGCUGAACAUCCGUUUGGUGCACCACCUCGGGAACGACGAGGAGGAUGCAGAGUCUCUGGGAGAGGUCUUCGUGCGCUUGGGCCACAGCUGCGCACAUCCCCAAGGCGACGAAGACGAGGAGACGGCGCCCGCGGAGCCGCGCUUGCAGCUGGCGCCCUGUGAUUCCAAGGACCACAACUUCAUUUUCCGACGGCUCAAGGCACGGUUUUUGUCCGGCUUCAUCUUGGAACACAAGGCUUCCAGGAGAUGCGUGCACCCGUUCGAGGGCCAGGAUCGUCCCAGGGAGGGCACCGAGCUCCUCCUGCACUCCGAUUGCAGCACCGGGCGCAAGGCCUUGACCUUCCGAUCGGAACUCACCAAGGUGAUUCAAGCUGCACCUCGGGAGCUGAUCCGGGUGGAAUUGGUGCCGGAGGAGGAACCGUGUGAACCCAUGGCAGAGCACCCGCAGAGCUCCCGGCCUGGAAAACCGUGUCGCUUGGCAUCGCGCAUGGCAUGGAACCUGUCAAUAUCCUUUAAUUACACGUUGACACUGCGCAAUGGUCAACAUGCGAAGAACAGCUUGCCACCAGCAAAGGUCUGGCCCUACAAGGUGAAAACCUCCUGGCGCAUUGAUUUGGGACAGAGGAUUUUGAAGGCCGUCACACCACAGAUCACUGAGGAGAUGUGCGAGGGUUUCCACCUCUUCGGAGAUGUGACCUGGUGCCAGAAGGCCUUUACGGCACCGCCCACGGCGCUGGUGGGAUUGUCCUAUGGGAUUGAACUGCGGGACAUUUGGAGCGAGCUGAUGAGCCAGAAGGGCUUGCACACAAAGCUCUAUGAUUGCUUCAUCCCUCCAGACAAGUCCACACCAAUCAGUGGCAAAGCACCCAAUGGCACCAAGAAGUGCAAGGGUGUAGAGAACAAGCCAUGCUAUAGCGCCACCUACGAGAGCUACAGGAUUUGCCUCGGGGCAGAGGCCAAAGUUGAAGAAGGAAGGCGCUUCGAGACCUUGCUGCCGCACUUGACUCCUUAUCCGCCUUUGUCCGUGCACCUUAAGAUUGAUACAGAAGGCUCGGAAUGGACGGUGCUCGAGCAGCUGAUGGAGAGUCCGGAGAAGAGCAAGAUCAGGACUUUGGAUAUGGAAGUUCACUUCGGCUGGGACAAUCAAGGAAACCUUGCGCACACGAGGAACCUUGGUGAUGUCAAAAGUGAGCUAGGAAGACUCCAACGUCGCCCAAAGAUGCCCAAAUGA
Messenger RNA from Durusdinium trenchii, 1983 nucleotides. Lineage: Eukaryota; Dinophyceae; Suessiales; Symbiodiniaceae. The record is from the annotation of a GenBank genome assembly.